UCAGUCUAAGUGUGACACACCUCAGAGCAGCUGAUCUGCGUGAACUUGCCAUGUGUGUAAACGUAAUAGCAGGAAGUCAAGUCCAACGAGGAACUGCUGGAGAGUGUGUGAGACGUGUUAGAGAUGCUCUGGAAGGUAAUAUUACUGCUGAUGCUGGCUUUGCCCACACUGGCACUAGACAAUGGACUGAUGAGGACGCCCCCUAUGGGCUGGAUGUCCUGGGGGCGGUUCCGGUGUAACACUGAUUGCAGGAAUGACCCUAAAAACUGCAUCAGUGAAGCUCUAUUUGUAGACAUGGCUGACCGGUUGGUUGAGGAUGGCUGGUUGAAGUUGGGUUAUAAAUACCUCAUUAUAGACGACUGCUGGUCAUUCAUGUCCAGAGACAAUAAGGGAAGGCUAAUGCCUGACCCUAUCAGAUUUCCAAAUGGAAUCCACAAGCUGGCACAUUAUGCUCAUGACCGCAAACUCAAACUGGGCAUUCAUGCCAACAUGGGCAAACAAACGUGUGCUGGCUACCCGGGCACUAUGCUGGAUCAGAUAGAGACAGACGCCCAGACCUUUGCAGACUGGGAGGUGGACAUGCUGAAGUUUGAUGGCUGCUACUCAAAUGUUAAUGAACAACAGAAGGGUUUUCCUCUAAUGUCCAAAGCUCUAAAUGCCACUGGACGUCCGAUUGCCUACUCCUGUAGCUGGCCUAUGUACCGUGGUGGACUUCCUCCGAGCGUAAACUACAGUUUUCUGGGAGAAAUCUGUAAUCUGUGGCGUAACUAUGAUGACAUUGAGGACUCCUGGGAAAGUGUCAUGAGGAUUGUUGAUUGGUUCUUCCAAAACCAGGCUGAUCUCCAGUCUGUUUCAGGGCCUGGCCACUGGAAUGACCCCGAUAUGUUGAUUAUUGGGAACUUUGGGCUGAAUAUGGAGCAAUCACAAGCUCAGAUGGCCUUAUGGGCCAUCAUGGCUGCUCCUCUGAUCAUGUCAAAUGAUCUUCGAACUCUAACUGGAGAGGCCCGGAGUAUCCUACAGAACAAAGCAGUCAUUGCCAUCAAUCAGGACCCUCUGGGCAUCCAGGGGAGACGCAUCCUGCAGGAUGAGGGCCAUAUUGAGGUGUUCUGGAGGCCUCUGUCCAAGUCUGCGAGUGCCCUAGUGUUCCUGAGUCGACGGACAGACAUGCCCUACCGCUACCACUCGACCCUCAGUCUGCUUAACUACACAUCCAGCAGCUACACGGCCUAUGAUGUGUUCAAAGAUGAAACUGUGUCUUUGCCAUCAGUAAACACUCAUUUCACCAUCACCAUCAACCCGUCCGGAGUCGUGAUGUGGUACGUUUACCCUGAUAAAUCCUUCGAGCAGACCAAGGAGACUGGAGGGCAUCCAAACUUCCAAAGGAAAUAUGCCCAUGCCUCUCAGCAGCGUCCCAAACACAACCUGGCCCCAAUUCUGCUUUAAGCUCGAGCACUUUCAUUUCAUUUCUUUUAUACACUGUGAAUUUAUCUGCACUUUCAUGACUUCUGGUGACUCCCAAAUAAGGAAUUCCGGGUCAAAUCCUAUUUUUUCUAUAGGAAAAAUUAAUUGUGUUAUUGAAAAUCACCAAUGUGGCACCCUAUGGCUGACAAAAAUGUUCAAAGUAUGUUUUAUCCACACAUUUAUUACCCCUGAAUGUCACAUCAUCUGAAUUAUAAGGUUGUCAAGGAGCUGAAAUACUAGUAUUGCUGCAUACAUGAUACAAUAUCAUGUAACAGUAGCUACACAAAUUAUAGGCUACAGCAAAAGCCACUAAACUACCAUAUUUGACAAAGCUUGCUGAUUUGUGUGGGGUAUUUUGGUGAGGUUGCCAGUCUUUGUCAGUUCAGUGCUCAGGAAUGUCUAACAAUUUUCUUAUUUUGACUAUGUAUUGAUUUCAUUAAUCAUACCAUACAAUGACAUCCAGAGCAAAAUGUACAUAAGACAAAAUGUAUGGACUUUGCAAUUUGUUCACAUAGCACUAUAUGAACACCAAUCAUUUUCCCUAUAGACCUCUGAAGUCAUGUCGUCAUUCUAUAGUUAUUUCAGAUCUAAAGAGUUUUUCACCCAGUCCCAGCUGGUAUUAACAGCAAACUACAAAGUGAUGAGACCUCAGACGUCUAUUGUCAGAGUUUUCAGAUUGGUACUACCUUUUUACUGUGCACACUGUUUGAUUUACUGAUGUGAUGUUUUCUUGGGCAUUUUCCUAAACGUCAAUAAACCAAUAAAAGCCAAUAAAACAUUAUUACGAUGUU
Messenger RNA from Pygocentrus nattereri (red-bellied piranha), 2252 nucleotides. RefSeq names its product alpha-N-acetylgalactosaminidase-like. Gene Ontology annotation, biological process: glycoside catabolic process; glycosylceramide catabolic process; oligosaccharide metabolic process. The coding region runs from base 124 to 1443 and encodes 439 amino acids. The transcript has 9 exons. NCBI's taxonomy places the organism in Eukaryota, Metazoa, Chordata, Actinopteri, Characiformes, Serrasalmidae. The record is from RefSeq and is a predicted model, not a curated record. Gene Ontology annotation, cellular component: cytoplasm. Gene Ontology annotation, molecular function: alpha-galactosidase activity.